Molecule: messenger RNA, 3607 nt
Organism: Sceloporus undulatus (fence lizard)
Lineage: Eukaryota; Metazoa; Chordata; Lepidosauria; Squamata; Phrynosomatidae
Product: betaine--homocysteine S-methyltransferase 1
Exons: 8
Coding region: 113-1345 (410 amino acids)
Molecular function (GO): zinc ion binding; betaine-homocysteine S-methyltransferase activity
Source: RefSeq, a predicted model, not a curated record
GGACUAUAUAUAAGGGGCGCAGGGAGGGCUUCUGUUCUGUUUCUGUUGUUCCUCUGCGCUGGUGGCACUUUGUCUCUAUCUUGGGCUCUUGUCAGUCUCUGAACGGGAGAUCAUGGCACCUAUUGGAGGGACUGUGAAAGCCAAGAAGGGUAUUCUGGAACGUUUAGAUGCAGGAGAAGUUGUGAUUGGUGAUGGAGGAUUUGUCAUUGCUCUUGAAAAGAGAGGUUAUGUAAAAGCUGGACCAUGGACUCCAGAAGCUACAGUAGAACACCCAGAAGCAGUUCGUCAGCUGCACCGAGAAUUCCUAAGGGCUGGAUCAAAUGUUUUACAGACAUUCACCUUUUAUGCCAGUGAUGACAAAUUAGAGAACAGGGGAAACUAUGUAGCUGAUAAAAUUUCUGGCCAGAAAGUGAAUGAAGCUGCAUGUGAUAUUGCAAAAGAAGUGGCUGAAGAAGGAGAUGCUUUGGUGGCUGGAGGUGUCAGUCAAACACCUUCAUAUUUAAGCAGCAAGAGUGAAGCUGAAGUUAAAUCCAUAUUUCGAAAGCAGCUAGACAUUUUUAUGAAGAAGAAUGUGGAUUUCUUAAUUGCAGAGUAUUUUGAACAUGUUGAAGAAGCUGUGUGGGCAGUUGAGACCUUAAAGGAAUCUGGGCUGCCCGUUGCAGCUAGUCUGUGCAUUGGUCCAGAAGGAGACAUGCAUGGUAUAACGCCUGGAGAAUGUGCUGUUCGACUUGUAAAUGCUGGAGCUUCUAUUGUUGGAGUAAACUGCCAUUUUGACCCAGCCACUAGCCUCAAAACUGUGAAACUCAUGAAAGAAGGUUUGGCUGCUGCUAAAGUAAAAGCACAUUUGAUGACACAACCGCUUGCUUUUCAUACUCCUGACUGUGGAAAGCAGGGUUUCAUUGACCUCCCAGAAUUUCCUUUUGCUUUGGAACCAAGAAUCCUAACCAGAUGGGAUGUCCACAAAUAUGCAAGGGAGGCAUAUAACUUAGGGAUCAGAUAUAUUGGAGGGUGCUGUGGAUUUGAGCCAUAUCACAUCAGAGCAAUUGCUGAGGAGCUGGCCCCUGAAAGAGGCUUCUUACCAUGUGCGUCUGAAAAACAUGGCAGCUGGGGGAGCGAUUUGAGCAUGCAUACCAAGCCAUGGGUCAGAGCGAGGGCUAGGAAAGAGUACUGGGAGAAUCUGCUGCCUGCUUCAGGCCGCCCCUAUUGCCCUUCACAGUCAAAACCAGACGAGUGGGGAGUGACCAAAGGAGAUGCUGAGCUGAUUCAGCAGAAAGAAGCAACAACUGAGCAACAGCUGAAAGAGCUCUUCAACAAACAGACAUUCAAAUCCAAAGUAAAGGCAUAAAUUAUUAGCAAUUUCUUAUGUACUGAAAUAAAUGCAUUAAUGUAUAAUUGACAUUCAUUGUGAAGAUGAUUGCAAACUGAUCUCGCUAAUUAUAAGUUUAAAGUAUAAUAAACCUGAGAAAUGCAAAUAUUACACUGUAAUAUUUUCAUUUAUGAAAAGUAUUCUUAUCCAUAUGAAUUUAUGUGAAAUUUCAGAUAUUAGAAGCAUUCACAAGACAUCAGAAUUUAUUGUAAACUCCCAAUUUACAGUAUGCACACUUCUGAGAAUCUUUAUCUUCUCCAAUCUUCUUGAAAUGAUUGGGAUUUAGGUAUAUACAAAUGGUUAAACAGACCAACUAUAGUGUAAAACUAGACACUAAAAAAAUGUGUAUUCCCUGAGAUAAAUCCGAUGUAUGCUUCAGCAAUCAGACUUACAAAUUAAAUCCAUGUUUACUUUUCAGUGACCACUCACAAAGCAAAGCAUGCUAAAUUUAUAAUAUUUAGGUGAGGACAAUCACAUGCUAUGACUCUCAUGUGUUAAAAACAUUUACUCUAAUUUGAUGCUUAAGUGUAUAUCUUCAAAACUAGCAGAACAGACAUGUCAUGAAGUUUUGUCUUUCACUCUUCUGUAGGAGAUGGGUCCCCUAAAGAUCAUCUAGCUGAGCUGCCACCACCCACUGAUUUUAACCUACCCAGCCCUUAAUCAGUAACUCAGUGAGACGUUAUUGAGGAACUUGACUUGUGCUUUUUCUGCCUCUGACUCUGCAGAGGCAUCUGCACAUCCCAAGCAAAAGCUACAUGCAGGAAUCUGGGAGGAAAGCAGAUAUUUAAAGAAGCCUUUAGUCUAAAUGUUGAGGUGUUGAAAUAAGUUACAUGAAGACGUGGUUCUUCAAGCAGUUACUUGAAGUUACAAAAUUACAAAAGCCUAAGUCAUAUUCAGCCAAAGGUAAACAUAAACAUAAUUUUCCUAUUGCACCCAGCUAAUACAUGUUUUGUGUAGCUGAUGGAGUCUGAGUCCCUGAUGUUCAUGGGGAAAUUUGGAGUCUAGACCUGCAUUGUCCAGCCUACAGUCAGCACUCCCAUUAGGUGCAGUAGGAAUCUCAGUCCUAAGUCUCACUUUGCUCAACUCUCUGCCUCAUGUUCCUCCUCGGGUUUUUAUAACCUCUUUGGGAGGCAUCUUGAAAAGUUGCUCUUCUGCUCAUUCUCAUUGGUCAGUUAUCUCUCAUGGUCUCUGUGCCCCUGACUCCCAAUAAAUUUAACUUAACCCAAUACAUCAUUAACCAUUUGUUUACUUGAAAGGGAGACUAUACCCCUCAGCUGUGCUGCCCAGAUAAUGGGGAGAGCCCAUCACAAGUCCUAUGGCUGGGGUUGGGAAUUUUUGCAGAACUUCUAAAGCCCCAUCAGCAUUCCAUGGUAGGAUAGGAGAUCAGGUACAGAUUAUUUACAAUUUACCUUCAUUGACUCUUGAUGGGGGUGGCAGCUUUGCAGGGGACACAUCAGGGAAGCAAGAGGGCUUAUAACUAUUUGGAUCCUUGUGUGUCUCAACAUACUCUUAAACAGCCAUUUUCACCCCUCUCAGUUGUUGCUUUAUUAGUAGCACUUUGAUAGAGCCUCCAGCAGUGUAAGUUAUAUUCUGUAAGUCUAACUCUUUCUCUGCUGGUGGACCACCAUGUGGCUUCCUACAGUCAUUGAGCUUUCCAUCUACCAACUAUUCCAGUAGCUGAUUGCUUUUCAGUUUUCUGUUUACUGUCUAGUGAACAUUUUUAGGAUUGAAGUCAAAGCAGGACUUAACUUUCUCUGGGUUCCCCAGCCCGACCCAUUUCCAAGUAGAGCAUUAUUUAUGAAAAUAAAAUGGUACAGGUACUUUUUGGAAAAUAUGUUUUGUUCAUUCAUUACAAUGUUUUGCUCAUUUGCUACAUCUAUAAUUUUAAAAUUGAGUGGAAAACUGAAGAAUAUAAGACCUCUAAUAAGUCAUUUUAAAGUAUGUAUUAUACAUACAUUGCAGUCCAUUCCAAUAUCUUGCACUGGUGCACCAAUCAAGUAGCUGAGAUUAUUUCUGUCACAUCUCUAGGCUUUAGUGCUAGCUCUGAAAAUGAGCUCUACAUAGCAAUGAGGUGUUGAAACAAGUUAAAAUGCUCUUGUAUGUAGCUAUAUAUUUCUUGUAUGUAGCUAUAUAUUUCAAUAAUAUCUGAUGUAUGAGGCUUCAUAUGUUGAUAUAGAUCCAAGAUCAAUGUUCUUUAUAAAUACCAAUAUCAAUAAAGAUUUAUAAAUUGAGUAACUGUCA